UAAAGUAGGUUACGAGAAAGUAGACUUUUUCAGAUAAACGCCUGCCGUUGUGGAUUCAGUCAUUGUCGGUUAAAUCGCGUCGCGAGUUGGUGUCCGCACGUCAGUUUCGACUCAAUCCAAUUAAACUACCAUUGAUAUUCUUCAGAAGAUAAUGGGGCUCGGUGGUCAUCAAGAAACCGAUGUGUACAUCAGCACGCUCCCAGAGGAGGAGAAAAAGCGGGCCCUGGACGAGUUGCGGGAGGACGACAAUGUGAGGGAACAAUCGCUGCAGCAAAUGCGGGAGUGGAUCAACAAGCAUCCGAAUAUAAAAAAGUGCCGAACAGAUGCCCCGUUUCUCUUGCGCUUUCUUCGCACAAAGAAAUUCAGCGUUCCACAGGCUUGCGAAAUGCUGGAACGAUAUCUGACCAUCAGGCAGCUGUACCCACAGUGGUUCCGAAACUUAGACUCCGAAGACAAAGACUUGGCCGAGAUCAUUGAGGCCGGGUACUUGGUGCCGCUCUUGGAUAGAGAAGACGGAAGAUUGGUUUUGUUUAGUUGCGCUGGAAAAUUCGAUCCUCACAAGUACACGUCGGCGCACAUGGUGCGGGUGCACAGUCUCGUCACUGAGGCGCUUAUGGACGAGGAGGUUAAUCAAAUCAAUGGCUACACGUAUAUUAACGAUGAGAGCGGCUUCCAGAUGGCCCACAUAUCCUUGUGGAGUUUGACUGAUGUCAGGAAUAUUCUCAGAUGCAUCCAGAACACUACCCCCAUGAGGCACAAGGCUAAUCACUUCUUGAACAUUUCAUCAAGCGCCAUCAGGCUGAUCGAAUUUGCCGUAUCCCUGUUGAACGAAAAGUUGAAGAAUAGAAUUUUUAUGUACAAGUCGGUUGAUGAACUCUACCAGAAAGUAAGCAAGAAAAUUCUGCCGAAGGAAUAUGGGGGUUCCGUGCCGAUGAGUGAGUUGGUCCAAAAGUUCAAGGUCCUAUUGAAAGACCGACGUGAAGCUAUUCUCGCUUUGGACGACAUGUACAUAGAGAUCGACGAAAAAACCUGCCCUCUGAUCUCUGAAAUGAAUGAAGAAUUAGGUAUUGGACUAGACGGAUCUUUCAAGCGGUUGACGGUGGAUUGAUGUUGGCGCUUCCGUAGAUCAUCAUUUCUAAUACCAAAUAAUAACCCUCCUGAACGUCUCUGAGUGUAGGCCAGCAUCACUAUGCUUGCUUCAUCAUUUUUAAUGUUAUACUGCUUGAUUUCCUGCUAGUGAAUAAUGUGAUAAGCAUAUAAUAUUUCGUACGUAGUUUGUUGCGUUUUGUUGUUUUAGUCUUAAUUUUAAAUGUUGCCCGGUGGAAAUUAGUUACCAAGUUUAUUGACACUGUUUCAGGCAGCCAAUGUUUAAUGGUUUAAGUGUUUUAUUUUAAUAUGCGUAUUUAUAGGACGGUUCUUAAAUAAAUAUCUGUUCAUACGUUA
This is a messenger RNA of Dendroctonus ponderosae (mountain pine beetle), 1443 nucleotides long. RefSeq names its product retinaldehyde-binding protein 1. NCBI's taxonomy places the organism in Eukaryota, Metazoa, Arthropoda, Insecta, Coleoptera, Curculionidae. Gene Ontology annotation, molecular function: phosphatidylinositol bisphosphate binding. The transcript has 6 exons. The record is from RefSeq and is a predicted model, not a curated record. Gene Ontology annotation, cellular component: membrane. Bases 152 to 1108 code for a protein of 318 amino acids.